Mobula hypostoma (lesser devil ray) is the source of this 7312-nucleotide messenger RNA. RefSeq names its product sarcolemma associated protein a (gene slmapa). Bases 956 to 3559 code for a protein of 867 amino acids. Gene Ontology annotation, biological process: acrosome assembly; single fertilization. Gene Ontology annotation, cellular component: acrosomal membrane. The record is from RefSeq and is a predicted model, not a curated record. Gene Ontology annotation, molecular function: protein binding. The transcript is spliced from 25 exons. NCBI's taxonomy places the organism in Eukaryota, Metazoa, Chordata, Chondrichthyes, Myliobatiformes, Myliobatidae.
UCCGCCAUCAAGUUGUUGCCUAUGCGGUGAAGCUAUGGCGGCUCGAGUGAGUUGGGGAGGACGUGUUACAGGCUCGGGCUCGGCGGAGAGCAAACAUACAUGCGAAGAAUAGUUCCUGUUCCGUCUCACAUCUGUAGCGGCCGCAGGUGUUGGGCAAGCGCGCCCGCCUCAGCGACGGCUUGUUUGCCGAAGGCGCGGUUUUCCCCUCCUCUGUGGAUUGGUACUGGCUCGGCUCCCGGUGUGCGAUCGAAAGGAUUUGUUUUGAUUUCGGGUCACAAGUUCACGACUUUGGACUCGGCGAUCGGGAUUGAUUCGAGCCUGAGGCCUAGCCGUUGAGCCCGCUUCCUUCGCAUUUUGCCGGGGAAGGUCUCACAAAGAGAGGUGCUUCCAGCCGUCUCUCCGCAGUGACCGUCGAGGGCUGCCUCCGUUUGCCCGCUGGAGGGCUGACGAUGUGCGAGUUGCUGCUGUGAGACCAGCCUUUCCAACGUGUUCUCGGGAGAGUGACUCAAAUGCAGCGGUAACCUUGUCCCGCUAACUGGAGCAAAAACACUAUUUCUGACUGCACACCGACCGUUUUCUCCGCAGUUUGCUGUGCUUAUCAUUCUCAUCUUUGGUUAAUAAGUUUUUUUAUUUAUUUAUUUUACCGUUUUAAAAGCUAAAUGACGGUAAAUAAACUCCGACCCGAUGGAAUAAUCGUACGGAUCUGCAAGCAAGGACAGGAGAUGCGUCGAAUUGCUGCUGAUUUAUUGAAAUGGAUGUAUUAAUUGAUGAAAGAUGAAUCUCUCGUUUUGUACAGAAAUCAUUCGUGGAUGUUGUGUGUAAAUAUUUGCACCUAUAUAUAAAUCCGGGUUGUUUAUCAUUUCUAAUCCUAAACGAUAUUGUCACUCUGGAUCAGGAAGUGGCUCAAGGCGAGUUUCCUCUCUUCACAUUAACUGAGGCUCGUCACCAGUCCCAUAUGCCUUCAGCACUAGCCAUCUUCACCUGUCGGCCCAACUCUCACCCCUUUCAGGAACGCCAUGUCUACCUGGACGAACCUGUCAAAAUCGGUCGGUCGGUGGCACGCUGCAGACCAGCCCAGAAUAACGCCACUUUCGACUGCAAAGUGCUUUCCCGAAACCAUGCUCUUAUCUGGUUCGACCGCAAAACGGGCAAGUUCUAUUUACAGGACACUAAAAGUAGUAAUGGUACGUUUAUUAAUAGUCAAAGAUUAAGUCGAGGAUCAGAGGAAAGCCCACCAUGUGAACUCCUGUCGGGGGACAUCAUUCAGUUUGGUGUAGAUGUGACUGAAAAUACUAGGAAAGUUACACAUGGGUGCAUAGUAUCUACUGUCAAGUUGUUUAUGCCAGAUGGUAUGGAAGGCCGGCGACGAUCUGAUGUUAUCCAAGCUCCUCUCCCACUUCCUAUUGAAAAGGUAGCUGCUAAUUCUCCCAGUAUGUAUUCUCAGGAACUAUUCCAGCUCUCACAGUAUUUACAGGAGGCCUUGCACCGAGAACAGAUGUUGGAACAGAAAUUAGCCACCCUUCAACGGCUUCUUGCUAAUACUCAAGAGGCAUCAGACAGUAGCUGGCAGGCUUUAAUAGAUGAAGACAGGUUACUAUCAAGGCUAGAGGUAAUGGGCAACCAGCUGCAAGCUUAUUCAAAAAACCAAACUGAAGAUGGCAUAAGGAAAGAGUUGGUGACGUUACAAGAAGAUAAACAUAGCUACGAGACAACAGCCAAAGAGUCCUUGAGGCGGGUCCUUCAGGAGAAAAUAGAAGUAGUCAGAAAGCUGUCAGAGGUGGAGCGAAGUCUGAGUAACACGGAGGAUGAAUGCACCCAUUUGAAGGAAAUGAAUGAUAGAACACAGGAAGAACUAAGAGAACUGGCCAAUAAAUACAAUGGAGCUGUAAAUGAAAUAAAAGAAUUUGCAGACAAAUUAAAGCAAGCAGAAGGGAGACACGAGGAGAUUGAACAAAAGGGCUUGUCUGAGAGAAAGGAGCUGCAGCUCAGAAUAGCUGAGAUGGAAGAGAAAGAACAGGCACUCCAGGCUCGGAUUGAAGCUCUGCAGGCUGACAAUGACUUCACCAAUGAAAGACUUACGGCUCUACAAAUACGAUUGGAACAACUUCAGGAGAAAAAUAUGAAGGAACACAACAGUAUAGGAAUCCAAGUUGAUGACUUAUUAUCUAAAAUUAAUGGAAGCACAGAUAAAGAGCACUUUCUACUAAAGAGUGGAGGGGACUGCUCUGAGCUAUUCCAACAGUUCAUUGAGUGCAAGACAGCCACCCUUAUAGCAGGAGACCAUCAUACCAAUGUCAAGGAAGAAGCUAAGAUGUUGAAAGAAAAUCAGCUGGAAGCGAAGGAAUCUGAUAUGUCUGACACACUCAGCCCAAGUAAGGACCGGAGCAGCGACGACACUACAGAUUGCCAAAUGGAUGAACAGGAACUGAAUGAAUCUCUAACUAAGGUUUCAUUAUUGAAAGACCUAUUGGCAGAGGCGAGGGCCUCCAGCAGAAAACAUGAAAGUGAGCUGGAUCAUCUCAAGUAUGAACUGCGACGUGCCCAUGCAGAAACUGGAGAUUCUGAGCAAGAGAUACAGCAACUGCAACAGGAGCUGAAGGGAGCACAGGAUUUUGCCAGAACCAGCAAACAAAAGUGUCUUGAAGUACAAGCACUUCUUGAAGAGGAAAGAAAGGCAAGUAAACAACAGGCAGAACUGUCAGCUAGGCAAAUCCAAGCAUUGCAAGCUCAGCUCGAUGAUUUACAGAAGGAUAUUGAGAUACUUCGAGAGGAGAAAGAGAUGGAAAUUAUCAAGGCUCGUGAUCAAUUGGCAAGUACCCAUGAAGAGAUUAUGGCUUUGCGACAGACAGCAGUGGAAGCAGCAACAGGGCGUGAAACUGACAUUGCCAUUCUCCAAGGGGAGUUACUCAAGGUGCACACUGAGCUUGAGCAGUGGAGGCAAACUGCCUCAGAGUAUGAAUCAGAAAUCUUAAAUCUUCAAACCAAGCUCCAGCUUCAGACCCAACAGCAAAUGGAUAAACAAAAAGGGGAAGCAAUCCAAUUACAAGGUAAACUGGAUGAAUUGCAAAAGCAGAGCAGUACUCUGCAGAAUGAUUGUGAUUCACUUAGACACGAAAAGGUUACUCUUCUGGAAAAAUUGCAACAAUAUGAGGAAGAACUCCAAUGUGCCCAGCAGCAGAGCGUGAAGUUGACCAAUGAUGUAUGUGGAUUAGAAACUUCUCGGAAAGAGCUGGAACUCCAGAUGGGAUCUUUGAAGGAGCAACGUGUACAGGAGACAAACGAACUGAGAUCACAGCUUGCACAGGCUGAAAAAGAGACACAGAAAUUUCAGCAGCAGUAUGAAACAAAUCAGACCCUGUAUAUGGAACUGAAAGAAAAGCUAGAAAGAGCUCAGAAGGAGAAUGAGUCCAUGACAGAAGAACUUGAAAGUUAUAAGGAAAAUCUAAAAUUGUUGCAACAGAAGGGAAACAAUCCUUCCACCAUAUUGCAACCUAUCCCUGCUCUAGGCGUCGCCCUAAUCCUGGCUUUCCUGUACUGGUGGUCCGGUUACCUAUGGUAGAUCAAGGGAAGACUUUUCAAGUGGAUGCCGGUGAUGGCAGUGCUGGUUGCUGUGACAGUCGUAGUGUUAUACCCAGCGUUGAACAGGGCCUCGCCCUGAAUCUGCAAAAUAUGUCUACUACAGAAUGUCUCCCUAAUGACAUUGGCUUUCUUUCACCACAGGGGCAAGCAGAUCUGUUUCCAUCCUUUUUACCUCUAACAAAACACAGCUGUUUCAAAGUACAACAGUAGGGUCUUUGCUUGAACUGUACAAAAUGUAAUUGUAUAUAGAGAGAAUAAAAAUCAUGACUGGAUUCUACUCUAGAUAAUGUUUUAUUUGCAGUUUUCCAUUAUUUUAAAAAGGAUAGAAUUGUGGUGGCCUAAACAAGGCUUCUUGGUACCAAAAUUUAAAGAAAUGUGGCAUUCAAUUUGGUUUAAUUUCUGAGUUCUACUGUUUCCUUUAGCCAUUGUGGUACAAUUCCACCUGCUGAUGCACAUAGGCCCAAAGAGAAAUGACUAUGUGGUGGAGAAGUUUGAAUCAUCUACGAUGCUGUUUAAACUCCUGUUGAGUUUCAAAAAUUAAAUGUAAUGCCUGGAAGACUUGCCUUUCAUGGAAUUUCAAUGUAUCCCAACAUUUCCUAAACCUCCUGUUCACUAAAAAGUGUGAAGAAACAGUAGUAACUUGCAUUAUAUUAUUGAUUACCAUCAUAAUUGAUGUUUAACCCAGUGAAGGUAAGUGGACCACAGACACUUCUACAGCACCAUCCAUGCUCCUCUGUGCAUCAGUUGGUGGGAAGCUCUGUAUCACUGAGUUUUAAAAAAAAAUGUUUGUUUGUUCUCCCUAGGAAUGGGGAUAUCUGUGUUAGAGACUGAAUGAAAUAUUUCUGAUGCACAGGAGUGAGGUUUAUGCUUCAAAUGUUAGCCAUGACUGGGACUCAAAUCUGCAGUCAUAAAGCAGUGUAAUGCUACUGCCUUAAUCACUACAUUCCCAGGACGAACCUUCAGCUGUCUUUCUGACAGCUGAUAUGUUCAUUAUAGGAGUCACACCAGCAAGCACUUUGUUUUGAAGCAAGUCACAGGAGAAAAAUGGAUUAUCAUCUUAAUUUUUUCAUGAAUCUUAGCCAGUUGGAUAUUGCCUUAUUUUAAAACUAAUUCAACCACAGAAUGUCAGUGCAGUUGUACAAUGUAACUACAAAUAUUGGUACAAGACUCAGUAGUCAAUCAAAUGAAAAAGAACACUUUAAAAUACAGCUUGUUUAAAAUAUUCUUGAUAAUAAAAAUAGAUUUUCAAGAACGUUGACAAAUCUGCUAUAUAAUUUAUCUUAAGCACGUUGGGGGUGAGUGUAGGGUUUAUUAGGUGUCCCUUUCACCUUGGGAAAUUUCUUUUGUUUAUAUGGUUGUGGGGCAAAGAAACACUUGUCUGUGUGGAAACAAGCAAAUUUGCUCUAAAGUUGUUAGUCUGAGGAAAUGUUUAAAUUACUAUUAAGUUAUGGUAUUCCACCUCAACUGCACAUACAUGUACACACACACACACAUGCCAGUGGUUCUUGGUACCUCCUGUACAUAGGUUGUUUGCAAAUAUUGUUCUGAUAUGCUGAAUUGCAGAAAUGAAUUUUUUAAAGUUAAAUAAUUGUUUUAAAUCUAUUUUGUAAAAAAGGUUGAAAAGUAAAGUAGAAUUUCUGGAGUACAAAUUAAAGUAUUUGCACUAACAUAUGUGAUGUGCAUGAUUUAAUAAAAUAAAGUUUGCUCUCCUUUGUGCAUUUGAAUUUAUUGUUAAGUGAAGAUACAGUACAUAGUUAUAUAGCUGUUAAAAAUGUCUUACAGUAUGCAAUUGUAUUCUUGCAUAGAAUGUGAGUGUUAUUAUAAUGGACAGCGCUUAAUCGCUAAUUCUAACUCUCCUUCAGAAAUAGAUGGUGAAUUCCUUCUAGUAAAGUUGUGUUCCAUGUGUUUGACCCAGUGAUGGUGAAAUACUGAAGAUAUAUUUUCAAGCCAGGAUGAUGUGUGACUUGGGGGAGAAAUGCAACAGUAAUUUCUCCUCUGUGCUUGAUUUUAUAAGUGGUAGAGGUUGUAGAUACGGAAGGUACAAUUCAAAGAAGCCUUGGUAAGUUGCGCAGUUGGUACACUAAGGGCUUAUUCCAUGAGUUGCUGCCAGUCAAGAAGGCUGCUUUUUCCUGAGUAUGCCAAAUUUCUUCAAAGUUGUUUGAUCUGGACUCAUUCAACCAAAUAAAAAGGGAGUAUUAUAAUUCUGACUUCUGAUUUUUGGAGAAGGUUUUGGAAACAAAAAGGUGCUCGAGUCUUUUGUUUCAUCAUACCCAUCUGUGUAUCAGGUCCCGCUUAAGCCUCUCUAUUAGUGGUGAUCCAGAAUCAUAACUGAGGGGAUUUUGAUAAUGAUAAUCUUAUUGAACAUCAGUAGGAUGUCCUGAAGAUGGUCAUUGGCUUGCAGUUGUGUGCUUCAAAUGUUGCAUAUCUGUCCAUGGUUAAAUGUUGUAUAGGUCUUCCUGCAUGAGGGAGUGGAUGGCUAAGCGCUAUGCAAGUAUCAUCCACCUUCUGACCUUAUAGAGCAUGGAAGAUGAUCAGUGGAUCAAUCCAACAACAAAGAUAGAAUUUUGUGGAAAUGUUCAGCAUUGACCAGAAACUCUUCUCUUUUCACAUAUGCUGCCAAACCUUCUAAAUAUUUCCAGCAUUUUCUGUUUUUAUUUCAGAUUUCUAUCCUCUUUAAUAUUUUGCUUUUGAUUCAAUAUACAACAAUUAGAUCUGGGACUCCUUCGUGAGGAACUCUUACAACUGGGAACAAUAACAAUUGCAACCUUCCAUCUUCAUGCUGACUAUGACUGUUAAUUCAUGGAGGAGAGCAAGGAAAAGGAAAUUAUACAAUAUCAUGGGAUAGAAUUUCUGGGUGUUGUGUUUGCUCAAAAUCGACCAAACUAACUCAAAAGAGAGAACCUAUUUAGAACUCAAAUUAUGUACAAUUAAAAUUUAUAUUUCAUCUUUUGUACUGCGUUAAAAACAUCAAUCAAAAGAUUAUCCUUGCCCAUAGAAUUGACUAUCUCUGCUAAUUUGUUUAUUUAAUAAAUUAUUUGAAGAGAUAGAUAAAAGCUAUGUUACUGAGAAGAGAGGAUCUAUUUAUUAAGGAAUAGGUAGGCACUCAAAACACUACGGACUAACAUAAAUUGUUGAUGGUGUCAGCAGGAAUGGAGUACUGAAAUGGCAUUGGAAACUGAUAAUCUGAGGUUGACAUUGGUAGGAAUGAAGUAUUUGCAUGUAAGAAAUUGUAUGUUUCAUGCAAUUGUCACUAUCUACAUGCGGUAGUAUUACAAUUUAACUUGAGACAUUAAAUUAACAAAUAAUACCCUAUGUUUAAACAUUUUACACUUUAUCAAUACCUUCACACUUCAUGGGAAGUUGAGGUAUUUUCUCUUGUUCUGCCUAAGUGAGAGGGAGGAAAAAUACUAAAACAGUUCACAAUCAGUUUGAUAUCUGUUCUAUUAAAGUAGCUAAGGAAGUGUGGGAGUGAAAUGCGGUUGAAACAUUUAACUGCUAAAUAGACACAUAUGCCUAUCACACAAGUACUGUUUGUGCCAACUCUGGUAAUUAUAACUGCAAGGGAAUUUCUACAAUGAUCUGGCAUGUGAUGAGCCAUCAAUGGAUUUUAUGAUUUUUUUAUGAUUGUUUGCAUGUGUAACAAAGGCUAAUAGAUUUAUAUUAAAUGUAAGACUUUGGUAUUCAAUUUUGAUAAUUACCAGAACUUAGUGUUCAUUUCUAAUGGAAUAUAUGA